AUGUCUACCUUUGAAUAUUCCCAUUUUCGCUCUGAGGCCGAGCUGCGUGCCGGUGUCCUUAUUUGGCAGAUAGUGUCACCAGUUUUAAUUAUUUUUGGAACAGUUGGUAAUGUGCUAUCAAUCAUUGUAUUGUCAAAACGAAAGUUCAAUCGAUGGGCGUCAACAGUUUAUCUACUCGGGCUAGCGGUCGCCGAUUUGUUUGCGUUGUAUGUAGGACUGAUGAGACAAUGGAUAAAAUACUUGUUUGACAGUGAUAUCAGGGCAGUUCAUCCAGUUCUAUGUAAGGUACACUGGUGGCUGAUGUACACGUGCGCUGAUGUGCCCGUUUGGAUUUUGACGGCUAUAACAAUAGAAAGACUUAUUUCUACCCUUUGUCCGUACAAAAGCAAGACAAUCUGCACAAAACAUCGUGCAAAGGUAAUUCUUGCAUUGAUAGUGGUAGGUGCAUUGUCAAUUAAUUCGCAUUUGCUUUAUGGUUUUGGCAAACUUGAGAUUUCUGGUCCUAAUGUGACCAUAAUUAUUCCAUGUGCACCCAUGACGGAUGAAUACGAUCACUUUUUCGGAAAGGUUUGGACGUGGAUUGACCUGUGUAAAUAUUCUUUGCUCCCUUUUGCUUUGCUGAGUACAGGAAAUAUUUGCAUAAUAUACAAACUGGCGUCAAGUAGUCGAAAAGUAAGAACUCAAGUAGCACCAUCAACGUCUCAAACACAGGCGCCAUCUGGGAAUGAAAGAACAUCUAAUAUGUCAGUUCUUCUUGUGUGUCUUAAUUUUGUUUUCAUAACAUGUACAGCCCCUGUAUGUAUAUAUUUCAUUGGAGAACCUUACUGGAUUCCAAAAGAUGUACCAAGGACUAUUCAACUCCAAGAUCCAUGGUGGGCUAUUGUCAACAUGUUAAUGUAUAUAAAUAACUCUGCAAACUUUGUUCUUUAUUGCUUGACAGGAUCCCGAUUUCGUGAAUCUGUCCGAAAACUCUUCAGGUGUCAUGAUAAAACUAGCCGUGGUAUACCUACAGUGGCAGGAAACACAACAAUCAACACGAGAUCAGUGGUUUUGUAAACAUUUUAGAGACAUGAAAUGAGUAAAUCAAUGUAAAGUAUAUACAAACCUUACUUCAUUACAAACUGUAAUUUAAUGUACAAUUUUCCGUGUAAUAUUCUCCAAACUUAGCCAGUGUCAGAAAUUUGUCAAAACAAUAGUAAAUGAAAAGUACACAGUUUAGGAUGUUGAAAAUCACUUCACAAUCAUAAUUUGCUGCUCUGUGAACAGACAAUUGCCAGAGAUAAAAUUAUGAGAGCGUCUGAAACAUUUUAUCAAAAGUAUGUUGGGCUCACCCAUCAGUACGUUUUUGUGUUAAAUUUAAUCAAUGACGUGACAAUUUCAAGUGCUGCUACCGAAGCAAACUUUGAAUUGGUAUAUUCUAGCUUUAACAGUAAACUG
Messenger RNA from Mercenaria mercenaria, 1437 nucleotides. RefSeq names its product thyrotropin-releasing hormone receptor-like. Gene Ontology annotation, biological process: G protein-coupled receptor signaling pathway. The transcript has a single exon. The record is from RefSeq and is a predicted model, not a curated record. Gene Ontology annotation, molecular function: G protein-coupled receptor activity. The coding region runs from base 1 to 1056 and encodes 351 amino acids. Gene Ontology annotation, cellular component: plasma membrane. NCBI's taxonomy places the organism in Eukaryota, Metazoa, Mollusca, Bivalvia, Venerida, Veneridae.